AUGCUUUCAAUCCUUCUUGCAGCGGCGCCUCUAGCCUCGCUCGUGUGUGCAUCUUUCGAUGGCAACCUGAACUACCACUCGCCUUCUCGCCGACACGAGGGCCUUGGCAUCGAUGUGCCGAAGGUCGCGAAGAGAAGCCUCAUCAAGCGGGCGACUCCGUGGGAUCCGGCUCAGCUAAGCUUCACGCACGGCGUCGCCUCUGGAGAUCCUUAUCCCGACUCUGUCAUUCUCUGGACACGCAUUGCGCCAUCUCUCGAGAACGACAGAUCGAACGUGACUGUUACGGGUAAUGUAGCUUUCUACAACCACGAGACAGAGAAGUACAUCAAGGCUUCACCUAACCCUAUUUGCGUGGACUACCGCGUUGGUACGGACGGCAACUUCUCCAGCAUUGUCGAUCAAGGCCAAGCAUACACCACUUCCGACAUCGACUUCACCGUCAAGAUUGAAGCAAAGAACCUGUCCCCAUUCACCCAGUACUACUACCAGUUCAACGUUUGUGGUAGCUCCAACAAGAGCCCACUCGGCAGGACCAAGACCAGCCCCGACGAAGACGACGAUGUUUCCAAAGUUGGUCUUGCUAUCUUCUCCUGUUCCAACUGGCAGAACGGUUACUUCAACGCGUACGGCAAUGCUGCUAGGAAAGAUCAAGUUGACUUCUUCGUUCAUCUUGGUGAUUACAUCUAUGAGUCCACCAAGGGCAAGCUCGGCCAAGACCCGCGCGCCACGAACCCGUCGCGGGAGAUCGUCACACUUUACGACUACCGAACGCGCAUUGGCCAGUAUCGCACUGAUGACGACCUUCGCCUUGCUCACCAGAACUUUGCUUGGAUUCCAACAUGGGAUGAUCAUGAGGUCGCGAACAACGGUUAUCGCGAUGGCUUUAGCGGCAUGAACAACACUGAACAAAGCUUCAAGAAGUUCGGAGGAGUGAGCGUUGACUCCAGGAAGAUGAACGCUGUUCGCGCCUACUUCGAGUGGAUGCCCAUUCGCCAGGUCGACAUGGAUGACAACCUUCGCAUCUGGCGCAACUUCAAGAUGGGCAAACUCUUUGACCUGAUCAUGCUCGACACUCGCAACUACGAUCGAUCCAUCACGACCCUGAAUUGGAACGACGACUACAUCGAGGAGCUCAAGGAUGACGCUGGCCGCUCGCUCAUGGGUAGCCGCCAGGAACACUGGUUCUACAACCAGCUGUCCGAGUCGCAUGAACGCGGUACUACCUGGAGGAUCAUUGGCAACCAGAUCAUCUUCUCCCGAAUGAACAACAGCGCAGUUUACAGCAACGAGCUGAACGCCGAUCAGUGGGACGGAUACACCGCCAACCGCAACCGCACACUUCAUCACCUUUACAGCAACGAGAUCCCGAACACUGCGUUCUUGGCUGGCGAUUCUCAUGCCAACUGGGUGUCUGAUCUUGUCUGGCUCGACGAGACCCCAUACGACCAGGCGACCGGUGCUGGUGCCAUCGGCGUCGAGUUUGCUGGCACGGCCGUUUCAUCCAGCGGUUAUGGCGCUGGCUCGCCAUCCGUCGCAUCUCGCAACCCCUUCGAUAUCAGUCUUGCGAACUUUACCGUCAAGGUUGGUGCCAACCAUCUGGAAAGGACGAACGGAACUGUAGUUGCUGCAGGCGGUCAUGUCGAGAGUGGGGCGCUCCAACGUGGUCCCACAACCCCAACCAACUUGACGCUCAACACCAUUACUGGCAUGUGGAACGUCACCGGCUUUGAGCAGAUGUUUGUUACAUACGCGUAA
Messenger RNA from Alternaria triticimaculans, 1755 nucleotides. RefSeq lists its product as uncharacterized. The coding region runs from base 1 to 1755 and encodes 584 amino acids. NCBI's taxonomy places the organism in Eukaryota, Fungi, Ascomycota, Dothideomycetes, Pleosporales, Pleosporaceae. The transcript has 7 exons. The record is from RefSeq and is a predicted model, not a curated record.